Nerophis lumbriciformis (worm pipefish) is the source of this 4760-nucleotide messenger RNA. RefSeq names its product ring finger protein 44 (gene rnf44). The record is from RefSeq and is a predicted model, not a curated record. Gene Ontology annotation, molecular function: ubiquitin protein ligase activity. Gene Ontology annotation, biological process: protein ubiquitination. Lineage: Eukaryota; Metazoa; Chordata; Actinopteri; Syngnathiformes; Syngnathidae.
CCGUAACAAUGCAGUUUAAGGAACAUGCACGCCACGCAGCUUUGAUGACUUUGUGACUAAAAGAGCGUGCUUUGUGUCCGUUUGCUCUCUUUGAAGUUAAUUUGCUAAGUACUUGCAGCCGUGCGGCGCGGAGUCUCAAGCCACUGUCGACGGGGAGCCGAGCGUUAGCGACGUCGUACUUGGGACUUCUCGGCUGAAUAUCCGUCGGAGGAAACAAGCCGAACGUUGUUGUUUGUUCGGACAAGCAGUGUUUGGAGGCGCUAGGUUGAUGGGACGCGACAUUGUGGAAGCUGAAACACCUGCCGUCUCCUCUGCAAAAGGUUAAGACAAUCAAAGGCAACAUCCAAGUGCCUGCACUGAGCAGUUUCCUUUCCCAGAGCGUGACUCGUCUACACGACGUCACCAAUGCGACCAUGGGAAGUAGCAGUAAAUAGGCUGCCCCCAACAGCCCCCUUGAACCCAAGGAGGUUUCUUGGAGAGCCCUGUAACAUCCCUGUGCAUCUCAGGAGCCCACAAGUGAGACGUCAGUGGGGCAGACGAGACAGACCUGUGCUACACACUUCUCUGGUCCACGAUGAGAAUCUCCAUCAUCUGCUUUUCUCCCAACAUCACCAACAGGUUCCUAUAGAUGAUUCCAGACAAUUCAGCCACACCAGCUCUCAGCCACGCAUGCUUCACCCUGCUGCCCACUUGCCUCAACAGAACCCCAUCAUGGUGGAUCUACACGAGCAGAUGCACCAGGGAUCCGUUCCAAUAUCAUACACUAUUACGACGGUGACAACCCAUGGAUUUCCCAUCCACACUGGCCAGCAUUUACCAGGGUGCACCACUCAGCAGCUCCCAGCAUGCUCGGUAAUGUUCAGCGGACAGCUCUCUCUGCUUUGCUGCCUUCCUCCUCCUCUCAUACAGGCAUGUACCAUGCAGCAUAUGCCAGUGUCGUAUCAAGCCUUCCCACCCUUGAUCUCCAGCGAACAUUUUAUAUUGCACCCAACCCCAUGUGUACCCCCCCACCAGCCGCCGCACCUUACUCCUCUGAGCCAGUUUGUCCCUUUACAACCUCAGCACCCACGCAUGCCUCUACAGAGGGUAGAGAAUGAAGUUGACCUAAGAGGGGACCAACACCCAUUAGGAACCUUCUCGUACCCUCCCUCACAUCAUCCACCAGCGCUGCCUCCUUCUCUGCCCAUACAGUAUCUUCCUCAAGAGCCUCUGCAUCAGGAACUUCCCUUCGGAGUGCCAUAUCCACACAUGCUGCCCCGGCGAGCGAAUGGACAGAGAUACCGGUUACAGCAGCAUCUCCCUCCUCCGCCACCGCCUCCAUCUUACUACCCAGGCUUCCUCCCUUACUUCCUCUCUAUGCUUCCUGUGCCUCCAACAGCUGUGGGCCCAGCCAUCAGUCUUGAUCUUGAUGUGGAUGAUGUAGAGAUGGAGAAUUAUGAGGCUUUACUUAAUCUUGCCGAGAGGCUGGGUGAAGCAAAACCACGUGGACUUGCCAAGGCUGACAUCGAGCAACUUCCAUCGUACAGGUUCAGCUCAGAGAAUCAUCUAUCUGAACAAACGCUGUGUGUUGUGUGCUUUAGUGACUUUGAGUGUCGGCAGCUACUUCGGGUAUUACCCUGCAACCACGAGUUCCACGCCAAGUGUGUGGAUAAAUGGUUAAAGACCAAUCGCACUUGUCCCAUCUGCCGAGCUGACGCGUCCGACGCCGUGGCCGUGCACUGAACGGGCCCAGUUAGUCCUAAAGCUGUAGACACCUGCCAAGACCUACAUCCUCCAGUAACUACAGCUAACUACCCACUUCCUGAAUAAUAAGCACUCUGGGAUCCUUCCUAGAGCCUGUAGUCUUGUGAAAAAGGCGCUGCAGCCCAAAAGGCGGGAACGCUGGGAUUAACCAGCCGGGACUUUCUCUGCCGUCCUCGUUGCAGAUUCCAAAGAGUUAAUCCCAUCCACGUAUUAUCUGCUGCUUUUGUUUACAGGGUUUGCAUUUGUUCCGUGUAGGCUUGGUGGUUGGCGUUGACGCGUGACAGUUAACAAAGACUAGUACGAGGGCCGUAGAUGCAUGUUUGUAUUGGGCCAUAUUUGUUCUGCAAUACGGUAUUGAUCUUUUCUACACUUACAGCCCCUCUUUUGUUCAGCCUCCCGCUUUUAGGCGCCUAUCCUCUGUGGAACACCCAUGUCUGAAAAAGAUGUCUUGUAUUAAUGAACUGCAUCAUUUCAAGAAUAUUUAGCAUAACUGCACAAGUGCUUACUUCUAUCCUCUGCGUGUGUGAGAGUGUGUGUGUGUGUGUGUGCAGGUGAGCCAAUGUAUUGUGUAACCACUGGAUGCUCGGAUUUGCAUGUUGAUUCCGACUAGCAAUAUUUAAAGCAAGCAUUACCACCAAAAUGAUCAAAUUUAAAAGGGAAAGAGAAACAAAGAAGUGCUUGCUUGGUUGGAAGAGGCGUGUGCAGACAGCAAUAUGUGCAGAGUGGCGAGCUUCGAAUGGACUUUUUAAACUUCCCGUUUGAGGAAGACGUGGCUGCGUGUUUUUUUUUUGUUUUGCGUGUGAGCCAACAUUUGCUAUCUUAGGACCUUGACAAGCACAAACCUACUAAUACUAACCUUGGAAAAUACUGUGUCAUUUUCACCAUUUCUACGAAAGUUUAUUUAUUGCUUUUUAAUCUUAAAAUCUAGAGAAAAUGCAUUUGAAGGAAAGUUUAACAAUGUUUGGUAUGUGUUUAUACUCUGGUAACGUGGUCAGGUCAUCCGCUUAAUGGUGGUGUUUACUAAAAAACAAAACGACAGAAAAAAAAAAAAGAAAAAAAAAAAGCAAGUAUGUUCAAGUUCCGUGUGAAUGCUUUUAGAUUUGAAGACAGAAGAAUGUUGCUGAAGUCGUGGUUGCACUGCGGCGCACGCCCACCGUCUGCACCCCAAAGUGAGCCGCACGGGGGCUGCGAAGGCGGGACGUGUCGGGUGGUGUGGGAACACUGUGGGACUUCUACUUUCCUGCGUGUGUUCACACUUCAAAUAAGUCAGCACUAACAAGGCCGUGUAAAAGGGAUCUUUGCCUUUUUUCUUUCUACUUCAGUGUCUUAAGUGAGUCUUUGACAUGUGUGCGUGCCACCUUUUGAACGACAAAAAAAAAAAAAAAGCCAUUUAAUGAGUUCUACCCACAGCUUUUGAGAAUCUAUGUGUACAUAUCUACUCGCAGGCUAUAUCGUACGUAAAAAAAAAUAAAAAUAAAAAAACACAAGAAAAAAACCACUCAGGGCCACUCGGUAUAUAAAAAUAAAGGACAAACGGAAAGGAUGCCAUGAAAAGGAUAUAUCUGAAUUUAUGUUGGUCAUUUUCCUCGGGCCAGAAAUGAGUUUAUGUAAUCAAUUAUAUCCGUAUUUUAACGACAAGGCAUGUUUCAAAAUAAAAAGAGGCAAUGUACACAGCAAGUCAUUUAUAACCCACUUCUUAAUGUGCACACUUUCCAGGUGUUUGCAUGACUUUACAAAGAAUAAGGAAAAAAAAGAUCUAGUUGAAAUCUGGCAGGAGGGCCAACAGUACGCUUAAACGAUGCACAAUAUGCAUGCUUGUCAACCACUUCGUAGUUGGCUUCUGGAGGGUUGAAACUUGUACCGCUCAGCUGAUAACUGCCAUGCAUUGUACUGCACAUAUUUCUAAUUGAACUGAAUGACUUACAAGAUUUUAUUGCGCUAACUUCAUUUUACAGAAGAAGAAAAAAAAAAAUGUCUUGAGUCCUAUCGAUUGUUUCUGUUGUUACUGUUCUUGCCCUAAUGACUGAAAACAAACCUGCUCUGAGACUACUGUAGUUUGAUCAAAAAGCCAUAGUGACAAGGUGCUAGAUGUUCUGCUUUUUAGGUAUGAAUGCAAUAGUUUGUCAUGGAUCUCAUGUAUUCUUAAAGCAUGUUCUACUAAUAACCCAGUGGAGGUCAUUCUAAUUAUAGUUUGUUACUAAAAAAAAGAAAAAAAAGUGUUGUCAUACUUAUUCCAAUGUAAUGCUGUACUGCCUCUCAGGCACUUGCUCUCUCCGUGUAUCAAUAUCUUCAAAUGUAUUGUUCACAUAUAUUUCAUAUUAGCGCUUAUUUUUGGAGUGGGAUCGACCAUUUAAUUGGCCCUACUACUUUAAAAGAAGCUCCCACUAAAGACUAAGAGUAUUUGUAGUCUUUCUGCUAACUUCAGUAAUCACACACAGAGGAAAAAAAAGAUGUUCCAAUAAGCAGCUAAAAAAAAUGUUUGGAUUUGUGAUUGAUUGCUUUGUAGAAGCCAGUUAUUGUUUACCAAUUAUCUCUUUUUGCUGUGAUGGGAUUGUGGUUUACUGUUGUUACCCUCCCUGGCCGCUAGAGGUCCCCAUCUGACCUCUUGACCCAACCCACCAACAGAGCCAGGCCACAUGUUCUUUUGUUAGGCAGAUAGUUUUGCUUUGGUACUUGCACUUUUACAGUUACCUCAUUUUUCCAUGUUUGUAUUGCUGCGGGGCGGGUGGGAUGAAACAACUAAAAUAUAUAUAUAUAAAUUUAUAUAUGUGAAAAAUAUAUAUAAAUAUAUAUAUAUUAGAGGAAAUGGCUGUGAUUAUUUUGUCAUUCCAUUGGAAUCAUUGUUUGUAGCAUUUAACAUUAGUGUAUUACGCAUCUGUAUACUGUUUGGAAUUUUUAAGAUUUGUACUUUUUUUAAAUGAAAGUUGCUAGUUAUGCUUUAGCAAGUAGUGCAAUCAUAUUUUUUGUCGCUCAUUGGAAAGGGUUGUUCACUAAUAAAUGUAUUACGUAUACCAACA